Danio rerio (zebrafish) is the source of this 4474-nucleotide messenger RNA. The record is from RefSeq and is a predicted model, not a curated record. NCBI's taxonomy places the organism in Eukaryota, Metazoa, Chordata, Actinopteri, Cypriniformes, Danionidae.
CUAUGGUAAAAACACAAAUAUUACGCUUAUAGUUAAGUUACCUUGCACGUUAGCCAAUUGAACCUUGUUGAAAUUCGUCCGUCCAUUCUUUAUCGCGUUCUCAGACGUAUACAGGACUUCAGCAUUUUGGCGCUGUAUGUUUACAUAAGCCAUUUAUUUAACUGAAUUAUUGUUAUGAAUGGAUCGUAAAGUCACUCGGAGUUUGUAUCACUUUCAGCUGUUGAUUGAGCUGAGCUCUCGUUUCCCUUCGGCAUUCAUUCAGCUAUCCUGACCUCUAGCGGUUUUCGGCUGCAAUAACAAAUCAUGGUAAAAGUAGUUGUACAUAAUUGAAGUAUGUUUUAUUUUUAUUUAUUUAUUUUUGGUCAGCAUUUCUGAUUUUGUCCGAGAUAAUUAUGUUGUUUUAUUAAAAACAAAAAAACGCAUUUAAAUGUGUUGCUAAUUGAAUUCGGCCUAAUUGAAAUUCUGUGAUAGGCCCCUCCUCCCUCUAUGUCUGUCUGACAUGAAAGUGUAGAUGCGGAAAGAGAGAGGGAAAGAGAGAUGCUCAGUCUGGAGUAAAUCCUGGAAACAGCAGGAGCCCGGUCAGGAGUGUAAACCUGCACUUUCUGACAUAAAUGGAGUCCCUUUGGAAAAUAUCUGCUUCUAUAUCAAUACUUAUUUUUGAAUGGACGAGGAAAUAAAUACUUUUGCAGCACGGAAUCUGUGUUUUUGAUCUUCAGCUGAACAGGUGCGCCAAACUAAAGAUUCUCAACCUGCCUGUUCCCUCUUUUUUGUACGGAACUUCCGUGUUGGAAUAACAAGAAUGGAUAAACACUGGAUUUAUGCAACUUAAUUCAAAAUAUAUUUACGAAAAACACUUGAAAAGAACAUCUCACCUUAAAUAUUACAACCAGCGGGUUGAACAACAGGAAAAAUAGAAGUCAUGAAAACAACUGAAUUAUACGGAAACUGGAGCGUGGAAUCCAGCUGAAAAUAGAAAUGUUUUGAAAGUGUUUGGCUGUAUAAUGGCAAGCUUUACGAAUCAGCUGGUCUUUCUGAGAAUUACCCUUCUCUGUACUAUCAUAUGUGAGUCAAUUUCUUGUUGUGAGAAAACACAUUCUCAUGCUGAAGAUGAACUCUUUAAAAAGUUAUUCGAUGGCUAUAACAAGUGGUCAAGGCCUGUACCCAACACCUCUGAUGUUGUGAUUGUCAAGUUCGGUUUAUCCAUCGCCCAGCUGAUUGAUGUGGACGAAAAGAAUCAGAUGAUGACAACAAACGUCUGGCUCAAGCAGGAAUGGAAUGAUUAUAAACUGCGCUGGAAGCCUUCAGACUACGACAAUGUGACUUCCAUCAGGGUUCCAUCAGAACUCAUCUGGGUUCCGGAUAUAGUUUUGUAUAACAAUGCAGAUGGGGAGUUUGCGGUGACCCACAUGACCAAAGCCCACCUCUUCCACACAGGUAAAGUGCGCUGGGUUCCACCUGCCAUCUACAAGAGCUCAUGCAGCAUCGAUGUCACCUUCUUCCCCUUUGACCAGCAGAACUGCAAGAUGAAAUUCGGCUCGUGGACUUACGACAAAGCCAAGAUUGACCUAGAGCGAAUCGAGAACACAGUGGACUUGAAAGAUUACUGGGAGAGUGGAGAGUGGGCCAUUAUCAAUGCUGUAGGCACAUACAACACCAAGAAGUAUGACUGCUGCCACGAGAUCUACCCAGACAUCACCUACUUCUUCAUCAUUCGCCGUCUGCCGCUCUUCUACACCAUCAACCUCAUCAUCCCCUGCCUGCUCAUCUCCUGCUUGACUGUACUGGUCUUCUACCUUCCGUCUGACUGUGGUGAAAAGAUCACUCUGUGUAUUUCAGUCCUCCUCUCACUCACUGUCUUCCUCCUGCUUAUUACAGAAAUCAUCCCAUCCACUUCGCUCGUGAUCCCACUCAUUGGUGAAUAUCUGCUUUUCACUAUGAUCUUCGUCACUCUGUCCAUUGUCAUCACCGUUUUUGUGCUCAACGUCCAUCAUCGAUCACCGAGCACUCAUAAGAUGCCCUGUUGGGUUCAUUCGGUCUUCUUGGAUUUGAUCCCCCGAUGGCUGUUUAUGCGCAGACCAGCACCUGACAGCCGUCGCAGACAGAAACUCUUGCUUCUGCAGCGACAGGUGCCAGGAAUGACAGCACGACCCGCAAACGCUUCCCUCAGUACAUCUACUAGCUGGUUCAGAGGGCAGAACUCUGGGGAGGAUGAGUCCUGUAGGCACUUCAGUUAUAAGGACUUAGAACUAGGGACACUAUCUUCGGCCAUCUCACUUUCGCUCCAAGCCAGCUCGCCAUGUCCUCUUGGCUUAACUCCGCCUCCUCUACAGAAAUUUGGCCCAGCCCCUAGACUUGAGGUGGGCACGGCUUCCAGGCAGCUCAGUGGAAGAGCUAAUGUUACAAAGAGGCUUGACAACAUGAUACCCCAUGACAACCCAGGGUUCCCUCUGUCCCCCAGCGUCCUUCAAGCUUUGGAGGGGGUUCACUAUAUUGCAGACCACCUGAGAGCCGAAGAUGCUGAUUUUAGUGUAAAAGAAGACUGGAAGUAUGUUGCUAUGGUAAUAGACAGAAUCUUCUUAUGGAUGUUCAUCAUAGUAUGUUUGCUGGGCACAAUUGGUCUCUUUCUCCCACCAUGGCUCGCAGGGAUGAUCUAGAAACACAGCACUAAAUAUCUUUUAAGAACAUCGAGGACUUUUAAUUUAUGGGCUUCCACAGUAAGAACCAGCAUGGGAACACAAAUGACCCUCCUUGCAGCGAUCGUCAUGCAGUAAUAGUGAAAUUUCUCCUGCAUUUGGGGUAAUAUGCAUGAACUGGAAUGUGGCACCAAUCACCAGACCUGUCCUCCAAUCUAUACAACCAUAUAGGUUCUUUGUCCUUUUCCUGACAUAUGACCCAUAGAAGCAUUUACUAAAAUAGUGCUCCUACUGCGAGUGAGACACGGGAUCCAUGGUGAAACUUUAUCUAUGUAAAACUCAGAACUGAUAGAGAAUUGCAUUAUGGUCGCGGAACAAACUUUGAUUCAAUACCAGAGAACAAACACGUUGUUAAAAUAUGUACCUAAAACUAAAUUGUAUUCCAUUUGCCAAAUUUUGGUCACUGAAAAGACGUAACGUACAAAUAUUGGGUAACACAAGGGAUAGAGCUAUGGUACAUUUUUUGAGAAAUUCUUUCAGAAAAUUCAUCACUAUUCCCGAUUAAAUCGAUUCUCAGUUUAGAUGUUCACAGCAGAUGGCACUCUCGGCUUUACAAAUAGCAGUACGCUGCUUCCAACUCAUUUCUUACAAAUGCUACUUGAAGCUAAGAUAAUCUUUAAUAAAAUUAGUGUUCACACUUUGCACAUUAUCUACAUUAAUCUUGUGAUAUAGAGGCCAACUUACAUGAGGCUCUUCCUCAUGAGUGUUUAGGUGCACAGUUAAAAAUUAGAAUAGAGCGCCAUCUGCUGUUGAAAACUAAGCUCAGAAUCAAUUCAAAAGAGAAUAGCGAUGCAUUUGUAAAAUAUUAGUAUUGAUACAGAAUCCAUUUCUCAAAUUAUUUUUCACCUUUUGCUUUAGUAUGGGACCAUCUAAAAAGUCCACAUGCUACAUUUUAAAGAGCUUGUAUUUUGAUUGGUAAUUUUGAUUGGAUUAUUGACAAUAAUCUAGUUGGCACUCUAGGUCGUAAAACUUUGCUUGCACAAAUAACCUAUUUGGUUUUUAGGGCGCACUCACACUAUGCAAUCUGAAUCGGGCUCAGGUGCGGUUAAGUUGGCUGGCCCUGGCCCAGUUGGAAGAGGUGUGCCAGAGCGCAGUUCACUUAGGCUUGUAGCUUGAGUGCAAAGUCACCAUGCCCGAAACUGAAGAUGAGACGCGACUUGUAAGGGACUGUUUCGUAUGUGUUUAUUAAUCAUUCUUACUGUUCAAUGAACGCAAACUGUCAUGGAUUAUUAAAGACGCAAACCCCUCACUGCAUGACAGCUGCACCUUUAGCAAACCCCCUGAUUCCUGCAGCACGAAGACUUUAUGAUUGUUUAUGAGCGUCAAAAGUUGCUGAUCUCUUCAGCUAAAUAUCAGACUGCGUCACCGCAUCCCAAAACGACUAUAACGAUAUAACUAAGGAAGGCUCCACUGUGCUGAGCGAGAGCGCUUUUUACUGAACAGCGAAUCAUCGAUGAUGUAAGCGUGCUCAGGCGCUAAUGCGAUGUAAGUGCGGGCUGUCAGGGGAGACGGGAGGAAGUACAAGUGUGCUUCGGCCCGGUUCAAGGCAACUGUACGUAGUAUGAGUACGCCCUUAGAAGAGGAAUUUCUCCAAAUGCCAGGUAUUUUCUAAAGACAGAGGAGCCAACAUUUAAAGAGGUUUAUUUAUGAAAAUGCUUGUAUUUGAAUGUACUGUAUAACCUUGAACAUUGUUAAAAAUUAAAGGUGCCAACUGGAUGAGAGGCUCAGUGAUGUACUGUAACUAACUACAUUAAUAAAAUCACUAGGGUUGGUGUUCCUCA